GAAAAAGCGUUCUUAUUACGAGCUCACAAUAUGUCAUACAAAAGUUAUAGGCAUUCAUUAUUUACCAGAAUAGAAUCUUAAAUAUAAGUAAUAUACAUUGCUGAAUUGGAGAGGGUGGGAAAGAGGAUAAAUAUCUGCGACUGGUGGGAUUUAUUUAAUUAUUAUGAUUCACGAGUUGGGCACAGACUACAGUUUUUGAAACGAACCUCCGACUCGCUAUGCAGUCGAUACUUCGAAAGUGAAAAUUCUUAAACCCAUAUUAUGUACCUAUGUUUCUCAUCUGCGUGCCUUUGUUUGCUGAAAUCCAUACUUUUUAAUACAACGUUAUUUAAAAACAACCACCGACUGUUUUCUCAUUGCUGUUCCUUUAAGAUGGCAACUCGGCACUUGCCAAUUGAAAAUCAACAAGGAAACAGUUGGUCGUUGUAUUUUAUUAACGUUUUAUUAAAAGGUAUGGAUUUCAGCAGACAAAAAAUGGCGGGCUAACGUAAGGGUUUAAGAAUUCACAUUUUUGAAGCAUCGACUGCAUAGCGACUCGAUGAGACAGAGUUUCAUAAAAACAACAAUCCUAGUCUGGAUGUGAGACUUUACCCAUAAACUGACCUUAGARCAGUGUGUAAACUCAUUCUCAUCCUACCGCGGACACUGCGACAAAUACAGAAAGGUUCAGGAGAAACUCUUCCACACUCCAAAACAGUCACCCAGGAAUUGAAGAGGAAGUGACAUCAGAGCAGAUGGAAUCAAAUCCCAGCCUGGCGGGGGUGGACUCCCAGGGCAACAUGGUGUUCAGAGUGGUUAAACCUGUCAUGGGMAUCUUCCAAGUCUCCUCAGAACAGACCAACUCUGUCGGUCAGGGGGGGUCGCAGCAGAUGAUGGUUGGGGGGCUGACGGGGUUACAAGGGUUAUCCAACCUCCCCUCCAUGGUGCUGGGGGAUGGACAGGGUCAGGGCCAGCAGCGAAUGGGGCACGUGAACCAGAUGCAAGCCCAGAUUCAGAUCCCGGCAGAGGACAUGUCCCAGACCCAGGUUGCCGCUCCGAACCACAACCACGUACCCCAUGUUCCGUUUGCAGAGGUGUCGUCUCUCUUGGACCCCAACAUGAAGAGUUCCAAGGCCCGUAAGUACCUGAUACCCUAUGACGAGAUCAAGCGUCGUCUGGAUGCUCCAGAGAAGAUGUCUCUGCGUUCACUAGCAGCCUACACCAGGGUCAGCCGUGGCCCGGCCAGCAAGAAAACCCUGCAGGAGUCUCUAAAUAUACUGGGCCUUACCCCUGGUACUACUACUUCUGUGUCCUCUUCCUUUUCCAAGCUCACAGAGGGUGACACCAAAGCCCUGUGUAACGACAUGAAGGACUUUGCCCAUGACUACAUAGACUUUGGCAACAUGGCCAAGCAGCUUAUUCCAGAGACCAACACUGUCCAACACUGGUCCAAGGUCAUAGAAACCAGGAGCCACCUGGAGGCGAUGAGGAAGUGUUUUCGUGACCCGGUCAACAGUGCGUCGUUCGACAACGUGACUCACGGCUUGGGCCUCGGGAUGCUCGACGCCGCCCUCGACAUGAUUACCAUGGUGAUCGACAAACAAAUUCGCAUCCUGUCUGGCGCUGCGGCAACCGAUCCCGUCGACACCGGCCCUCCAAUGAGACGCAUCCGCCGCCGCCACCGCAAGCCCCGAGACAACGGCAACGACAAAUCGCACCGGUCGCUGGGCGGGGUUAAAGGUCAAGAGAAAGGGUCAGGGAAGGGCAAAGGGAGGGGCAGAGGCAGGAAGAAGAUGCGGCUGCAGGAGUCUGGAGUUGGUGUUGCCAUGGAUACAACCCAGCAGCAGGAUCAAGAGCAUUGUCAGCCGGAGGAUGUGGAGAGCAGUGUUCUCACACUCGUCUCUGUUGGUUACGAGACCAUCUCCAGCGGCCUCAAUGCCACAGGACAGAUCUGAAGAUGUUUAACGGUUGAACAAACAAUGCUUAACACGGGAAUCGGACUUUGCUUAACAUUUUCCCGUGGGGAAGCUGGGAGCGGAACUGUCUUAGUAACGUUGUGGAACAUUGUGAUGUUUAGACGCAACUCUGCUCUGGCCCACAGAACCCCAAACACUGAGAGGGACGCAUUCAGUGACGUCUCAGCAUUCUGGUUUAGAGUUUUGUUUUUGAGUGUUGCAGCUCUUGCCUACUGAUAAAUUCAAUCAAUUGAAUUUAGUUUUUUUUGUCAGUUAGCACAGAGGUGAUGAACGCAGCUUUGUUGAAGUGGAAUUCAAGUCAAUCCAAAGAUAACUGAUUAUAUUGAAAAACCUACAMUGUAGAAAUUAGUCUUUGUUUAAGGCAAUCCCUUCAUUCCACCUACUCAUCUGGUAUUUGAUUGCCCUGUUUAUUUAUAUCAUGAGUGGACUAGUUAUAGCCCUCUCUCAAUCUCCAUGAUUGUAACAUGGGGAACACAUCAUGCCAGUACUUUGUCAAUGAUUGUAUGUUUAUAUUGAAACCUGGUUUGCUGAAAUACUUGUAUUAAAGCUUUCAUUUUAUUAA
Molecule: messenger RNA, 2517 nt
Organism: Salvelinus sp. IW2-2015
Lineage: Eukaryota; Metazoa; Chordata; Actinopteri; Salmoniformes; Salmonidae
Source: RefSeq, a predicted model, not a curated record